This is a messenger RNA of Cataglyphis hispanica, 4469 nucleotides long. RefSeq names its product tolloid-like protein 2. NCBI's taxonomy places the organism in Eukaryota, Metazoa, Arthropoda, Insecta, Hymenoptera, Formicidae. The record is from RefSeq and is a predicted model, not a curated record. The transcript has 17 exons. Bases 505 to 3234 code for a protein of 909 amino acids. Gene Ontology annotation, cellular component: plasma membrane. Gene Ontology annotation, molecular function: protein binding.
UCAUAAUAGUGCACGCGCAGGGACUGAUGACGUGCGCAAUAAUCCUCCCCGAAAAUAAUCGCGGCGCAUCUCGUUGUCGCGGCCGCCGCCCCCGCGCCGCGUCGUCGCAAUAUCGUCUCAUUCGAUAUGCAGAGUCGCAUUCACCACCGGCGUGAUAGCCACUGAAUUACUGCGUCCUGCGCACAGUCUUCCGUCAUUCGUCGCUCUUUUCUAACCAGAAGGCGUGUCGGGCGCCGUGACACACGACAGUCGCGCGACUCGCGUGUAGGGUGUAAAUAGUGCGCGUAAGAGUGGAAUAUCGCGUCUUAGAGGAGACGCCUUGUGGCAGGGUGAGUUUCUUUCUAAGGGAGAGAGAAGCUUUGUGCGAACAAGCAGGCUGAUUUUCGAGAAUAGCUCGUCGCUGCGCUCACACAGUGGACGUGUCGAUCAUUAGAGAUGAUCUUCUGGAUCAGAUUUCUUCGCUUUUCCUGUGAUCAAGACAGAUACUAACGAUAUGGGUUCAAUAUGGCUCCAGCAUUCUGGCAUGCUUCUGGGAAUAAUUUUCUUUCGUCAGUUUUCGUGUUAUUUUUACUGUUCUGUCCACACAAUUGCACAGCCCGCGAGGUAAUUGAUGCAUCACUGCCACAACAAGAUUAUGUUGCAUCACUACCACCUCCACCGGGAGGUGCCACUGCCACUGCCAGAAUACCAAAGUGUGAUCAAAAGUUUGUAAGCACUCCCGAUGGACCGACGAACGGGACCUUUUAUGCACCAACGCUUGUCAAUCCUGAAGGGGAGCCACAACAGUGUGUUUACACAUUUCUUGCUGGGCCACGUCAGCGUGUGGAAUUAAUUUUCAAAUCGUUUGGCCUGCGAGGAAAACCACCAGAUGGAUCUGCUGUGGGAGAAUUACCUGCCUGUAUUCACGAGUAUAUGGACAUAUACUCCGAGAUACGAUCGGAGAAUGCGACUAAGCUGAUAGAAACGCCAUUCGGUGGACGGUUUUGCGGACCGAUUCCACCUCGCAGACGGGUCUCUCUUUAUCAGGGAAUUGCUCUAAGUUUCUUUACUGAUAAGAAUGUCACUCUGCCGAGUAUUUUUAGUGGUAUUUACAGAUUUAUCAAUGCUUCUGAGUAUGAAGUAGGCAUUCCAGCACCAAAUACACCAUGCUCUUUCAUGAUAGACGUGGAAACUAAACGUAACGGAACUAUAUUAUCUCCCACUUAUCCUGGCACUUAUCCGAAAAAUCUCACUUGUAGCUAUCAAUUUAUUGGGACACCUGGACAACGUGUGCGGUUGGAAUUUCGUGAUUUUGAUUUAUAUUUUGGCGGGCCACAUUGUCCAUUGGAUUACGUAAAGAUAUACGAUGGUUUAGAUAAUUCGGCUGCCGUUAUUGGCACAUAUUGUGGUCAGCAGCGAAACUUAGUUUUGUACUCUUCCAAUAAUAGUUUGUUUGUGCUGUUCAUUACAUUGAAGCGCACAGCAAAUACUCAAAAUCGAGGUUUCAAAGGCAUCUUUGAGUUCUCGGAGAGUUUUGUUAAACUGGAUUUUAUAAAAUAUUAUCAUGGCGAGCAUAUCCGUGGAUCCGAAUGCGAUCAGAAGAUUCUUAGUAAGAAGGACAAAUCGGGAUUUGUAGUUAGUCCAAAUUAUCCAUAUCUUUAUGUACCUAAGGUUGUCUGCCGUUAUUUUAUCUACGGGAUGCAGGACUCGCAACACUUGGAACGCGUACGAUUGGAAUUUAUGGAAUUCUCGAUACGGAUUCCGAACGGAGAAAAUGCCUGUACUGAUGGUUAUCUAAAAUUGUAUCUAAAAGGCCAAGAAGUGACAGAUUCUUAUGAUAAAUUUGACUACGAGAUGUGUGGUGACAAGAGCAAUCCGACUCAUGUGGUUAGUGACGGACCGAGACUUGUGAUGGUGUUCAGUAGCGGAGAAUCGCAGGCGAGAGGUUUCAAAGCUGAGUACACUUUCGAAACGGAAUACAAGAUACCGGGUACUGCGGCACCCGAUGGCAGUUGUACUUUUUCUUAUUAUAGUUUGUCUCGCAAACGCGGUGAAUUUAAUUCUCCACGAUAUCCUAGUAAUUAUCCGAGUGAUACAAAUUGCACAUAUUUUUUCAUUGCAACACCGAACGAGCAGAUUACUUUGAUUUUUGAUCACUUUAAGGUUCGUACGAGAAACGUUAACGUGACGGUUGGACAUUACGGACAUGAAUUAUGUCAGGAAGAUUGGCUUGAAAUUUACAAUAUGUACCAGGACGAAACGGAAAAAUUAAUAGGAAGGUAUUGUGGUGUAACUGCGCCGGGUCCGGUAGAAUCGAAUCUCGGUGCUCGUGGCUUGAAAGUGAUUUUGCAUUCCGACUCCGAGCUUGUGUACAGCGGCUUCAAAGCACGUUACACUUUCGAGAUCGCUAAAUCUAUUUUCGGAGAUUGUGGAUCAAAUAUUAGUAGUUUAAAUUAUGGUAUAAUAACCAGCCCGAAUUUUCCUAAUAAAUAUGACGGUCCGGCGAGAAAUUUAGCCAGCAAAACUUGCAACUGGUUCAUAAGAGUUCGACCGAAUCACAAGAUAUUAUUGAACUUUGAGACCUUCUCUGUGGAAGGUGACCAAUUAGCACGAGGUUGUCCCGCAGCCGUAUUACGUAUAUGGUAUUCAUUAACGUCCACUCCACACGAGCUCUGUGGCGUUAAAACUCCUGACACAAAAUGGAAUUUUCUUUCGGAAGAUAAUAAUAUGCGGCUCAGUUUUAUAUCAGCCGAUAAAGCGGUAGGACAACAAGGCUUUCGGGCGGUGUGGACUGAAGUGAGCAUGAAUACAGACUGUCAAGAUGGUCAAUUUCUAUGCAGCAAAAGUAAAUAUUGCAUCGCUGAACCGCUACAAUGCAAUAACAUUGAUAAUUGCGGGCCGGACGAUACGUCGGAUGAAGAGAAUUGUAUUGCGGCGAUACCAGCAGAUAAUUACGCAUUACCGAUAGCCUACGCAGUUGGCAGCAUCCUAAUCAUCCUGAUGUUUUGUUUGAUCUGCCAUCGAAGACUACGACGACGAUCACGAGGCAUACCAAUCGACGAACUGCCACCGCAAUGUGUAAUUGAUGCCAUUGAUCGCCAUUGCUAUCAUCAUGAUCUAUUACACACGGAUCAUGCGUUAACACGCGGCUUUAAUCAGUAUCAUUUGGAAGAACCAAGUCCAUUGAACGAGAGCGACGAGAUGGAGGAACCUGAACAAGACUGCCAAGAGACCAGCAGCCCAGACAGUGUCUAACGUCGUUUGCUGCGUCCUUGGCACUAUCACGUGUAAUCUGUUGUUGUUUGUUGCACGUAAGAAAUGCUGAGGAAGCCGUGAAGAAAAAAAUAUCAAUGUGAUGUUUAUCGUUAUACACACAAUUUCAUUGUAAUAACAUCGCAUUGUAAAUUUUUACGUAUGCGCGAUUUGUGUAACGUAUAUAUAUAUAUAUAUAUAUAGAUAUUCAUAAGUGACGACAGUGAAUAUGAGAUUUUUAAAUUAAGUUAUUGAAAAUGAUUGAGACUUCUUAUACACCGAAAUAUCAAAUGCAUGUGUCAUAAUGUAAAAGCUUCCUUCAUUCAUGAAUGCAGAACAACGUUUUCAUGUUUUGUCAUCAAAUCAUAUUUUUAACAUUUUUAUUGGAAAAAGAACAUCGCGUAAAAAGAUAUAUAUGAUAUUUGGAUCAUCGUUAUCGAAAUAUUAUAUUGUAGCGCUUUUAGAAUAUGAUAUUAUGUUUAACUUUGAUUCUUUGAUAAAUGACUGACAAGCUGAACGUCUAUAUAGCCGUUGACACGACUUGUCUACUAAAAAUGUAAAACGAAUUUGAAAUCGUAAAUCGCGCAAAGGCGUAGACCGAAAUCUAAAAAGGGAUAUUGAUAAUAACCAAAGUGAAAGUAUUAGCUUCAUUCUAGAAUAUUUUGGAAUAUGCUUAAAUCGAUUUGCAUUUUUAAUUCUUUUGCUUUUUUAAUCCUCUUGCAAAUAAAAAUUGAUCAAGAGUUAUUUGAUAAUUAAUCGAUAUGAUUGACCAAAGCUUGUGUAUAAGAUCAUUUUUACUUUCUAUAAUUUAUACAUGUGAUAGAUUAGUUAAUAAUAUUUAUAGUUAAAUACUUAUAAAUUAAAUAUAAAUCUAUAUAAAUACAAAAUGAUUUAGAACUAUUAUUGGACAUUAUAAAUUAUAAUUCAUAAAUUAGUAUGAAAAUUAGAUUAAUUCUUGAUUGUAAUUUUUUGAUAUUAAAAAUAGCGAAUCGCGCGUACGAUGAUUUCUGGUUGAUCGACGCUCAAUUACUAUUGUAUUCAAAAUUUUACUGAAUACAUAAGCCGAAUGAUAAUUACAACGUCACUGUAAAUCGCAAUAUAAUAAUAAUAACACAAUUUAAAUCAAUUAUAUACAUAGAGGAUGUAAUAGUUUGCAUAUAAUAUGUAUGCCAAGCGAUUCAAGACCUGAGCAGAAAGAUAAUUAAGUCUUAAAAAAAGAAGCAAAAUGUUUAUAUAAA